Molecule: messenger RNA, 795 nt
Organism: Colius striatus (speckled mousebird)
Lineage: Eukaryota; Metazoa; Chordata; Aves; Coliiformes; Coliidae
Gene: CRYAB
Product: crystallin alpha B
Exons: 3
Coding region: 193-717 (174 amino acids)
Biological process (GO): response to heat; protein refolding
Molecular function (GO): structural constituent of eye lens; protein folding chaperone
Source: RefSeq, a predicted model, not a curated record
GACAGCUACUGGGCACCACUGAAGGGACCAGCCCAGGACUGGGACAAUAAAAUCCCUGACACCACCAUUCAAGAGGCGUCGGGGGAGGUGUGGAGGGGAGGAAGGCCAGGCCAGCUGCGCGUGUAUAAAGCUGUCCCAGGCUCCCGGCAGAGCACUGCAGCACCCUCCAGGACAGGCUCCUCCAGCACUCCCAUGGAUAUCACCAUUCACAACCCCCUCAUUCGCAGACCCUUCUUUUCUUGGUUGGCACCGAGUCGUAUCUUUGACCAGAUUUUUGGAGAGCACCUGCAGGAGUCAGAGCUGCUCCCUGCUUCCACCAGCCUCAGUCCCUUCCUGAUGAGAUCCCCCCUUCUUCGGAUGCCCAGUUGGCUAGAGACAGGACUCUCUGAGAUGCGGCUGGAGAAGGACAAGUUUUCUGUAAAUCUCGAUGUGAAGCAUUUCUCUCCUGAGGAACUAAAAGUGAAGGUGCUUGGGGACAUGAUAGAGAUCCAUGGGAAACAUGAGGAGCGCCAGGAUGAGCAUGGCUUUAUUGCCAGGGAAUUCAUCAGGAAAUACAGGAUUCCAGAUGAUGUGGACCCUCUGACCAUAACCUCAUCACUUUCUCUGGAUGGUGUCCUGACUGUGAGCGCUCCAAGGAAACAAAGUGACGUCCCUGAGCGCACUAUCCCUAUCACUCGUGAAGAGAAGCCUGCCAUUGCAGGAACCCAAAGGAAGUAGGCUGUACUUAAAGUCACCCUGGGGGGCCAUUCAAGAGGCUUUUCAUCGGAUGCCAGCUAUACUGAAUGGCUUAUUAUU